CUCUGUCAGAGAGUCUGACAAACAUAGAUCAGAACAGAUCAACAGAUAGACAGACAUCCCCUUGCAGGUUUUGAGUUCUGAAAAUCUGCCUACAAAUAACAUCUUCAUAAAUUCUGCCUUCCAAUGGAAAAAUCUUUUCACUUUGAUCGUCAUAGUUAAUGAAAAGGCAUUUAACCGGUGUUUAUAAAGAUUUCGUGUACUCGUGUAAAAAUUAUUGUCUACGGUGACUGCGGUGGUUGGGCAUCCACAUGAAUAGAGGUAAAUUAUCUAAAAUAAGAAAAAGACAUAAAUUAUUUUAAUAUGAACAACACGCAAACAACGACUAACAAAGAUGAAGCUGAGGUAUUUGUGUUAUCACCAAAUGUUCUUGAAAAACUAGGGAUUGACAUUAGUAAUAUAACACAUAAUGUUCAAGAACAGAAGCAAGUUAAGAGAAAAAAAAAUAAAUUCUGUGUAAAUAAUUCUUCAUAUUCAAAUCCUGAAGGAAUAGAAAAUAAUGUAUCUGAAUCAAGUAAAAAUAAUGAAGAAUCUUCUAUUUUAGAAACUGCAAAGUUAAUGAAUGAUUCAAUAUUUUUAAGUCCUACAUUUUUACCUUUAGUGGUUGAUGCUAAAGAAGGAGAGGAUGAGAUAGCUAAUCAAUUAGAUUUGAUUUCUAAUGAACAACAAUCAGAAUCAAUUACCACAAAUGAAAUUUACAGCAAGGUUUCGAACCUUGAACAUGUUAAUUUUGAGGUGCAACAAGACAAACAAAGAGACAUAGUAUUGAGUUCCAAAUAUAAAUCUGACAGUAGAGUAUUGAAAGAAACAAACCCUUCAAUAAUUUGCAAUAAAAAUGUAAGGAAUCAUAUGCGAAUACCACUUGCAGUUCACGAAAACUGUGUACUAAACAAACAAACUAAUUCAAAUGACAUCAUAUGUAGCAAAUUAAAAUUGGAUGAUGGUGAGAUGGCAAAAUCGAAAUGUAGGAAAGAAGAAUAUGAACCCUAUGGAUUACUCAAUCCAAAUGAUAGUAUUCAGUCAAUUCAUAUACCAAAACAAGACAAUUCACAGACUAUCCAAAUAAUAUAUGAUUCAGAUACAAACAGCAUAAACCACAAGAUAGAAAGUGAAAGUGUCAAGGCCAGAAGUAUUCCAGACGAUUUAAUGAUUCCUAUUUCGUCGUCAGUGAACCCGGAAUUCACAAAUACUGCGGAUAUUGUUUUGGAUGGAAUUCAGUCAUUUAUUGAUCAAAAUUUUAUUCAAACGCAGGAACCACAUUAUAUAAUUGCUACUUCAUCUGCUUCUGAAUUAAUAAAAAAUGUCAAUGAAGUUUCUAUGGAAACUGUCAUUUUACAGGAACCAGAAAUUGUAAUUCCUGUUUUGCCAACUGAAGAUAUUCAUAUUCUUGAUAAUGAAAUAAAUCGUACUAAUGGUACAGUUUUUAACAGUGGAAAAGAACUGCAUAAUGAAAGGAGAGAAAAAGAUGUUUUCAUAAGCCUAUCCCCACAGUUGCCAAAUAUUUCAAACUUGAGUAAAAAUAUUGUCAAUACACAAGAAAAUAACAUAAACUUUCUUUGUGAAUCACUUGAUGAAAAAAAUAAUAGCAGUAAAUUAGAAAUAACCAGUAUAGACCAACAUGAAAAGCUUAUUAAUCUUAAUUUACACCUUUGCAAUUUACAAGAAGUAAACCAAAAUAAUUUUGCUGAUUUAAAUGCUUCUAAUCAUAUUGAAUGUGAAGAAACAAGUGAUAUGGAACUUGAUCAUAUGUUACAUGAAACGGAGAUUUUAACUUCUACUCCAUUAGCACCUCCAGAUAUAACAAAUGCACCUAUAUCUGACAAAGAAAACAAACAAUUAUACGAAACAUGCGUAAUGAGGGUUGAGAGAGACGAUGUUAUUGAAUCGAAAAGCAAUAUUAGUACUGUUACUAAUACUAAAGCAACACACCCGAUAGAAGUAAACAGGGAAAAUAUUGCGAAGCAGAUAGAUGAUUCUGUUUUUAAUAUCCCUACACCACAAAAUUCAAAAGUCGUUUUCAAUCAAAAUCUAUUAAUAUCACAUGAUAAAAUGUUUGAUUUCAAAAAUACAAAGAAUUUAGGUAACAUUUCACCUAGUGGUAAACCAACAAACAAAAACAUUAUUUUUGAAAAAAAAUCAAUGUCAUUAUUAGACUGUCCUUAUAAAGAUUAUGCCCAAGAAUUUAGUGAAGGACCCAAAAGAAAUAUUGUUACUGCAGUCGACAAUAAUAAUUUUAUUUACAAUUGUGGAAAAAAUUAUAACAUGAUGGAAGAUUUCGAAAAUUUACCAAAUUCAGGAAAUGAUCUCAAAGUCAUCGAAAAUGUAAGGGAUAAAGUAAAAGGUAAUAUUUCUACUGAAACGCUGUGUAAUAAUCAUAGUUUCAUAAAAAGUUCGGCAAAAGUUGGUUCGAUCGGAAUGUUACUAACAUCUAAGACUGCAGGAAAUGAAAUGGACCUUUCAUGUCAUAGAUUAAAUAAUGAAAAUUUUCAACCUGGUUAUGAAAACAAGGCUCAAGAAAUAGCUAAAUAUUUGAAGCAGGCUUAUCAAAGAAGAGCUAUAAAUAGAGGUGUACAAAUAUUAAAACCAAAACUUGGAAGCAUUGUCAAAUCAAAAAUAUUUAUUCACGGUGUUGAAAAGCCUGGUGGCUCAUAUGACUGUAAAUUAGAUAGAAUAAAAAUUAAAAAAACAUACGAAAAAAAGAAAAAUCAAGUGAAAAAAUCUGUGCCUUGUACAAUUAAGGAAAUUUCAUUCAAAAGUAUCAAUAAUCCAGAAGAUAUUUGUAUUGAAAUUAAAACAUGCAUUGACUCAUCUCUUACGAAACGCCAAGAAUAUUGUUUAUGUGGUGACUUUGGUAAAUUAACACAUAUUGAUGGUUUAUAUGAACAUAUUCACUUUGGUUCUAACAAAAGUGUCAAUUGUCCGAUUUCUACAGUGUUCGAAAUAUAUAACGAAUAUGGAAGUUUUUCUGAUAUUGAAAGGAAAGAAUACAUUCAAGAAAAAGAGGAUUGCCAUGAAUGUGAUACUGAUCACAUUUGCUGGCAGAAAUUUGAAUAUUUUGAAAGUAAAAGUAUUUGUGAAGAAAUGCAGUUGAACCACAAUACAGGUGCUGAUAAUGAGAUGAAUACACAGAUUUGUACAGAAAUUCACAAGCAAUCGGUUAUAUCAAGUGAAAAUAAGACGGCACAGGAAAAGGAAGCAAAUGAUUCAGAGGAGAUAACUGAAAAUUUGACUGAAUUAAUAAUAAUUGAUGAAAGUAUAAUAGAAUCCCAGGAGGAAACUGUAACCAAAGAAAGAGAAGGCAAUAUGCUUGUGAAUAAACAAAAUACUAAUGAAGACAACGUAAUUGAAACUACUGAUGUUCUAAAAUUAAACAAAAAACGAAAAAUAACGAAUGAUCCGGAGGAGCCCGCAAUUAUAAAAUGUGGUGUGUGUAAACAAAUUUUCGCAGAAUCGGAAUGGAAUUCUCACAUAUCGAAAGAGCAUUGUUAUAUUGCUUGGGAAGAAGGUCAUAAUUUUGAUUUUGAUAAUUUGUUAUUAAUGAAAAAAAUUAAAAAUAAAUUACAAACCAAAGGAAGUCUUAUAUGUACUUUUUGUGGAUUUGAAUAUGUCAAAUUGGCAAAAUUCCUAGCGCAUGUAAAGAAAUGUUACUUAAAAAAGAUAUCAACAUUCACGCUCGAUAACGAAAAGCCAACCCCAACAAAUUCAAUAUGUAAAUGUGGCGUCUGCCAGCUUGAAGUGUCUGACGUGAAUUGGAUCGAUCACAUAUCCAAGGAGCACCAAUAUCUUGCCUGGAAGGAUGGAGAUUCUCCAUUGAAAAUUGAUGAUGAAAAUGAAGUAAAUAGCCAUCUAUUAAAUAUAGUAAAAAAAUAUGGUCACCUUAUUUGUGCCAAGUGCGGUUUACUUAAGAAAUAUACAGCUAAAUCUAUAAAAAAAUAUCUGAUGCAUAUUGAGACUUGUAAUAUAAAAAAUGCCAAUGAAUCAAGCGCUGAAACUGAACAAUCUGCAGAUAAACCCGCAACGGCCGUAAAAGCUAUUUACAAAUGCGCAGUGUGCGAAGAAGAUGUAGAUUCUAUUGAAUGGUUUGACCAUAUUUCAUUGAAACAUAACUACCGGGCAUGGAAAGAAGGCGAAAAAGCGCCGAAUUUUGAAGAUAAGCAGAUAUGGUUGGAUCACCUGAAAGAAAUUUCCAGAAAAGCCGGUUGUUUGAAGUGCUCUAAGUGUGGUUUGAUUCGGAAAUACCCAAAGCCGUAUUUGUACCAUGUAACAAAUUGUGAUGGGAAAAAAAUCGAGACAGACAAUGGAAAGAAUACGCAGCGAGAAACGAAAAAAGAAAAGGAAGCAAGCCCGAAACAAGAUAAGCCAGAUGACGAAGCAAUAAUUUGCGGGGUGUGCCGGCGGAAACUUCGGAUCAAUCAGUGGAUGAGCCAUAUGAGAAUGCACAACUACAUAGCUUGGAAAGACAAGCAAGCGUCCGUAAAAGGUAAUGACCAUAGAGAGAAUCGUUUACGAGCUGUCAUCGCCCAUAUUCAAGAGUUGGAUUGUUUUAAGUGCGGAUAUAAGAGCGACGAUGUUACGCUUUAUCGGAAACAUAUCGACUCUUGCGCAUCGAAUUCCAUUCACAAAAUGGAUCCUCCAUUUAGUGAAGCGACAGAGCUGGCGCAAGAAGGUUUUUAUGAGUGCGCUAUGUGUCAAGAAAAAGUAAAAUAUGGUGAAUGGAAAAAGCAUGCUGUUGACAAACAUUACAAUGUGGCCUGGGUCGUUGGUGACGAACCUAUUGAUAUAUUUAAUCAAAACCUUAUCGCAAAACUGUUGAAAGAGUAUCUUCAGUAUGGCAGAUAUAUUUGCAAAGUGUGCGGUAUAACUAGAUCAUCGGGCAUCGGUUUUUUCGCUCAUACAAUAAAUUGUGGACUCUCGGAACAGGAAGCUGAAAGGUUUAAAUUAUUGUGCGACAUUUGUGAUACCAAAUACUUAGGCUUCUAUCAAAGUCAGCACAUGGUUGCGCAUUCUCAGAAAGAGCUCAACCAAGGGAAAAAGAGAGAGCAGGAGAGCAUGAAGAAAGAAAAGGAGAAGAAAGAAGAGGAAAUCACUGUAUUGCCGGGCCGCAGGCGUGCUGCCGCAAAAGCCAGAAUGGUCAUUGAAGAAACCGUCAGUCUUUUUAAGCACGUUUGCGAUAUAUGUUCAUUUGCGACAGACGUCGAAGAAGAGAUGGCAGUGCACAGGUGUCCGAAACGUCGGAAGAAGAGCGAGGACAUUGAUUUGUCACUGGAACCGGAGUCGAGUUCGGAUGACGAAGACAACGUUUCCGAGGCCGACGAGAACAUCGAUGAGGAAAUUGAGGACGAAGUUUCUGUGCCGGAAAAAAAGCGACAUAACGAUUACAAUUCUCCACCUAGGAUUCCAAGAAUACCAUUUGUGGUUUCAGAUUUAAAAAAGUAUUUUUCAAAAAAUGUCAAGGACACCGCCGAUUUCUUCCUGACUACUGAAACCCUUUUUCCCCAAUGGACCGAAUGUAAUUACAAGGCAGUACCGGAGGACAAACUGUUGAAAAUUCUGCCGCCUUUGGAAAAGUCUUGUCAAGUGUUUUCUCAUGAUAAGUGGUCAACUUAUGACCGUUGGACUGCCGUCACUGAUAAAGAUAAAACGACAAUAUUCGUCGGGUACAGCAUACAGCGCCUGUCGUGGGUGCCGUCGCACGUGUCCGUGGCCGCGCACUCGGCGCGCAACCUGCUGGCCGCGGCGUGCCACGCGGGGCCCGACACGCCGCAGUACAACGUCGACGAAUUGCCGGAACAUCCCACACUUAUACAGAUCUGGGAUUUUGGCGAUUUUCAAAAAACGGUGCCAAAAUUGGUAUUUGGGCUGGUGUUACAUUUCGGCACGGUGUGGGCCAUGGACUGGUGCCCGUCGGGCGCGCGCGCCGAGCUCGCGGGCGCGGCCGGCUGCGUGCGCCUGGGGCUGCUGGCCGUCGCCUGCUCCAACGGAACCGCGUAUAUAUUGUCGGUGCCGUAUCCUUCCACUCUUACAAGUGAAACAAUAUUCUACGAAUUAGAACCAGUAGCCCAACUGAGAUUUUCCACUAAAUUACAAAGGCAAAAAUAUCAGGCCACGUCCAUUUGCUGGUCAAUGCAAAAAGGCCAUGGAACAGUUAUUGUGGGAUAUUCCGAUGGAACAACUGCUUAUUAUGAUUUAAAUACUGAGUCGCCUUUAUUGAAGUCACAAGAAAACAACGUAGAUAUUUUUUAUCCAUUUAACGAGGAAAGAGUACAUAAUGGAUGUAUUACAGACGUGAGCUCGUUCCCCGUGGCGCGCGACGACCGCGUGGGCGCCGUCAGCACGGCGUCCGCCACCGGCAGCGCGCUCACCGCCAGCGGCGCCCAGCACUGCGCGCGCCUGCGCUCGCACCUCGCCAGCCACGCCGCCGCCUUCCUGCCCGCCUGGCCCUCCGCCUGCUUCGCCGGGGAGGACGUCAUCACAAAUCUAUCGGCUAACGAAUUGGAGUACUGGUGCUUAGGGCGGCGUAUAGGGCCCGCGCAGUGUUGCUGCGGUUGCAAUCACUGCGCUCUGAUGGCCACGUACAUGGCGCCUUUCGUGAGGCUGGUUCGAGCUCACCAAACUCGAUCCGAUGUCAAGAAACAGCCGGUGGCGUGGAUCAGCUUGAAACGUUUAGGGAAAAAAAGAAAACAUUCCGAAAAUAAAAAGGAGGUUACGCCUGAGCCGCUGACGUACGAAGACGCGGUGACGAAGUACGGGAUAGAAUUCAAAUUGAUCAACAAGCUUACAGAUCAGAAUGAAUAUAAAAUGUCCUUAACUCACUACAAGGAGAUAAACCCGGAGUGCUUCCCGAUAUCGGAAAUACGUUCCAUGGCGUUUUGUCCGUCGGCGAAGCAUCACAAACGACUAGCCCUCGCCACACAUUCUGGCAUAAUAUUCCUACUUAAAGUUUGAUGACUAUUUUCGUUAGCCUUCUACUGGGAAAAAAGCCUCUUUUUCAGCUAGUCAUGGUCAAAUAAACUUCAAUAAAUUAAAAUAAAAUUAACCAUGAGCAUCGGCUGUGAACUGCCAAGGGAUAAUGCCUUACAUUUUCGAUAUACACCCUGGAUGUUUCAUAUUGUAUGGAACUAAAUUCCGGAUUAAUUUUUCAUGUUUCAUUUCUCUUUAUUACUUACUUACAUUUUCAGAAUGUAUAAAAUGAUUUUAUCCAGGUUGUUUAUAAAUUGUGUUGUAUAAAAAGUGUAGUAAUAACACAUGAUGCACAAUGCGAUUUAUUGAAGAGAAUAUUUUGCCGAAAAUAAGAAAAGUUGUUGAUAUGUUGUAUAUGAGUAAAAAACUUUUAUUUAGUGUUUAAGUUCUUUUUUUAUUGCCGUUGAAGUAUUAUUUAGUACGUAAAUUUUGUUUAUUAAGAUUUUUAAGUGAUACCUAUUCAAAUAUGAUAACAUAAGAAAGAGUUUUGCGUGGGUUUAUCCUAUUUUAUACUACUUCGAUUUAUUAUUAUCUUCAAUCAAUACAUAUAAAAAAACUGUAAAAAAAAAAUUUGCCUGCACAUUGAGUGUAUUUUCAAAAAAUAAUUUAUUACGAUAAAGAAAUAGUAACCAUCUGUCUGUUUGUAUGUUCAUGUGUACACAUUCAUCUCCGGAACGGACGUAUUCGAAUGUUUUUUUUUGUUGUGGUAUAGCUCUUAUACACAUACCAUGUCCAACUUAUAAGGUAUAAUUUAUUUUGGAUUCUGGAACAGCUGAUGUCGAACUAGAACAACUCAGCUAAACUAUAGGAGGUAUCGCGAAGACGUCUUAACAAAAGUUAUCACAACGCUACGCUAACAGAACAAACAAAAAUAUAAAUCAUUUCUUCUCUAUAUAAUAUUAGUAUGGAUUAUUAAAUUGUUGUCAACUGUAUGUGCCCUGGGGCUCCGCUGCAGUGAGAAUUCAGGGGUAUAAAGUAUUUUUUGUUAAUCCAAAUUAUAUCCUAUGUAAUGGCAAAUUUCCUUGAAAUUUAUUUUGGCGAAUUUGAGUAAAUUUAAUAACCUUAAUCUUCGUAUUUCCAAUAACACGCAAACGGCGUUGCCUGCAACAGCUAGUUGACAAUAAAAACAUAUUUGAUACCAUAAUACCAAAAGUUAAUACUCCUCUUGGUAUGUGGACGACCAGAUUAGAUGUGCUUCAAAUUGUCAUCAGUUUUGGUUAUAUGUGGUAUCGGGUAAUAUAAGUAUUUCCCUUUUGAUUUUAACCCUUAAUUUUUAAGUUGUGAAAUUUUGUACAUUAUGUAUAAUAUUGUUUUUUAAUUUAAAAUAGGUAAAAGCUUGAAGUUUUGUUAUGGUUAUUAAGAACGGGAGCGAAUAUGUUUUCCGAGUUACACAGUUUAUCAAGUAUUUUUAUUUGUACAGUUGUUUGUUGUAAGAGGAUGUACAGUGUACAAGUAUAUGCUAGAACUGAAGUUUAUUUUUUAAGAUUCAUGAGGUUAUGUACUCCUUUUUUUUAUUAAUUUUUAAAACAUCACAAUUAAGUCCGCCGAUAUCAAAAGCUAUUUUUAUUCUGUGUGACUUGUAGUUACGGAUGUAUCACCAUGAUUAAGUUUUUAUGGUAUAUUUUUGUUUGAAUGAUUACCAAUAUUAAAAAUAUUGGUCAAUGUCAUAUUCAAAUAGCCUGUUCAAAUAUUGGUAACUUACCGUUAUAUUAAACAUCAGUAAAAUAAGUAAAUACAUGUAAUCUAAAAUACUUAUUUUAAUAUAAUUGUAUUUAUUCUUAGGCUAGCAGAAAAUAUAUCGGAUAUUAUAGUGAUACUAAUAUUAAACAUUCGUUGUGUACCAAUAUUUUUUAAAUGUGAUAGAAACACUUA
This is a messenger RNA of Amyelois transitella, 8829 nucleotides long. RefSeq lists its product as uncharacterized. Gene Ontology annotation, biological process: transcription by RNA polymerase III. NCBI's taxonomy places the organism in Eukaryota, Metazoa, Arthropoda, Insecta, Lepidoptera, Pyralidae. Gene Ontology annotation, cellular component: transcription factor TFIIIC complex. Gene Ontology annotation, molecular function: protein binding. The coding region runs from base 301 to 6942 and encodes 2213 amino acids. The record is from RefSeq and is a predicted model, not a curated record. The transcript has 27 exons.